Mus pahari (shrew mouse) is the source of this 1754-nucleotide messenger RNA. It is a transcript of the gene Lrrc42, whose product is annotated as leucine rich repeat containing 42. The record is from RefSeq and is a predicted model, not a curated record. Gene Ontology annotation, molecular function: protein binding. The transcript has 8 exons. NCBI's taxonomy places the organism in Eukaryota, Metazoa, Chordata, Mammalia, Rodentia, Muridae. Bases 271 to 1536 code for a protein of 421 amino acids.
AGACCACGCCCCGCAUGCCGGACCCGCGCACGCGCGCCUACCCAGCCGAGGCCUUUUUCCCCCCCCCCUCCCCGCUGGUACCUCGGUCCCGCGGCGCCAGGUCGCCCCCAGCCCCUCCCUCUUGCCACCCUCUGUGUGUGUCCCACCCUCACGGGCUUUGUGGCGUAGGUGCCGAGCCUCUUCCCGGUCAGCCGCUCAGUGGAGGAAGGAGCCGCCAGUGAGGUGCAGCCGCUCGCUGCCCCGGGCAGGGGCACAGUUGCAACCAAGGCAAUGGCUUACUACCUCAACUCAGAAGCCCACCUGGAUCCAGGGCCCAUCUAUGUUCGAGAAAAUGGGCAGCUACACAUGGUCAACCUGGCUCUGGAUGGUGUUAAGAACAGCCUGCAGAAGCCACGGCCUUUCAGACUCUUUCCCAAAGGCUUUUCUGUGGAGCUGUGCAUGAACAGGGAAGAUGACACUGCCCAGAAAGAGAAGACUGAUCACUUUAUCUUCACAUACACCCGAGAGGGGAAUCUGCGCUACUCUGCUAAAUCCCUCUUCAGCCUGGUGCUGGGCUUCAUCUCCGACAAUGUUGAUCACAUUGAUUCCCUGAUUGGCUUUCCUGAGCAGAUUGCUGAGAAGCUAUUUUCUGCUGCUGAAGCCAGACAGAAAUUCACAGAGCCAGGGGCAGGGCUGAGGGCGUUACAGAAGUUCACUGAGGCCUAUGGGAGUUUGGUGCUCUGCUCACUGUGCUUGCGAAACAGGUAUUUGGUGGUUGCAGAAAAACUAGAAGAGAUCAAGUCUUUCCGGGAGCUGACCCGUCUGGAUCUUUCCUGUUGCUGGCUUGGAGAUGAACAUGAGCUUCUAGAACAUCUCACCAAUGAGGCUCUGUCCAGUGUCACUCAGCUCCACUUGAAGGAUAAUUGCUUAUCUGAUGCAGGCAUUCGGAAAAUGACAGCACCAGUGCGGGUGAUGAAAAGAGGCCUUGAGAAUCUAGCGCUGUUAGACCUGUCUUGUAACCCUGAGAUAACGGAUGCUGGGAUUGGAUACCUGUUUUCAUUUAGAAAAUUAAAUCGCUUGGAUAUCUCUGGGACAGGACUAAAGGAUAUCAAAGCCGUUAAGGACAAGCUCCGGACAAACAUCGGCCUUGUUCACUCCAAAGUGCCUUUGAAGGAAUUUGAUCAUAGUAACUGCAAAACUGAGGGCUGGGCUGACCAGAUCGUUCUGCAGUGGGAGCGAGUGAGCGUGGAAGCUGUGCGGCAGCGGAAAGAUGUGGAGCCUCGAAAGGCAGCUCAGUACUUCUACAAGAAUCGAGCUCUCACAGAAGUUACAAGGAAAUGUCCCCUCGCAGAGACCCACAUGAACUCUUCUGGAAAACUCCAGUUCUAUAGGGAGGAGGCUCCGGACUGCCAUGAGCCACUGUUGAGCCAAGAAUCAAAGAAGAGCAAGAAGAGAGCUUUCGAGGAGUCAGAGCAGGAGCAGAGCUCGCCACAGUCGGCCAAGCAGAAAUGUGUGUGUCUGGCCGUGGAAGACUGGGAUUUGCUCAAUUCCUACUGACUGACACAUACAGUCAGCCUCCCCUCACCUCAGCACGAGGAGGGCAGACUGCUGGUGAUUUUCUUUUGGUUUGGAUUUACCUAUGGCAUUAGCAUAGCAAGCAGAUAUUUCUACUUUUGUGGUGCGGGAGGGAAGGCUAUGGACGUAUGUAAUAAUUUCUAAUGUAUAUUUUCAAUACAUAGUAAUUUUUUCAAAUAAACUCUUUUGCUCUCGUUGAA